Molecule: messenger RNA, 1692 nt
Organism: Schizophyllum commune H4-8
Lineage: Eukaryota; Fungi; Basidiomycota; Agaricomycetes; Agaricales; Schizophyllaceae
Exons: 3
Coding region: 1-1692 (563 amino acids)
Source: RefSeq, a predicted model, not a curated record
AUGGCCCUGCCUCGCUCUUCGGAGAUUAUACAACUCCAACACUCUAUCGAGAGGGCGCCAGCCGAACGCUGGGCACCCAUAGUAUCCAGGAUUAUCAUGCUGCUUGCACCCGAUGAUGCGUUCCCAGAGCUCCUGAUCAACCCUCUAACGCUGGCCCCGCACCAGCGUCUGUACGACGAUCCUACGAUGACUAAGGCUAUGACGGCACUCACAGCCAUUUUCGGCACAUUGUACUUCACGCGGCGCCGUCCUGCUCUUGCAGCCCAAUUUCGUGAUCCAGUCGUGCGGUACAUCCGUCGCUGGUGGUCCACCCUUGUCCGCUGGCUCAACUUCAUCCAACCCAAGCAGCAAUGCGUCAUCUUCUGUAUCAAGUUUGCCAAAGUGCUCGCGACUGCCUAUGACCCACUCACUCGUUACAAAGCCUCAUUCCUCGACCUGAUGGAGCAGACGCCGGAAGUGAUCAGCUUGCUCUUUGAUCUCUGGCUACACUUUCCCAUGUAUUCCCAGACGACCGACCGUUUUAGCACCGAAGCCAGGCGCUUAUUCGACGAGAUUCACGUAGACGUCAUGGUCUUUGUCAGAGACGACGACGGGCAAUCUCGCUCUUGGAUCACAGAGGCGUUGCUUGUUACCGGGAUGCGUCCGAAACGUCUGUAUAGGCAGAUUGUGGAGAACAUAUGCCUAUGCAGAGACACGGAAGGAGCGCUGGUAGUGGAUGUGUGUCGGGAACACUUCCACACCAUGGGAGCAUUUAUUUGGCAGGCUUUGACCAUACCUCAUCAUUCACGCGAUACCAUACGCAUGCUUGUCGAGCUAUUCGUGGAGCUCGAGGCACGCUCAAGCACUCACGAUAAGUCGAAGGAUGCGGCCAUAAUGGCAUGCAGAUUUCUUCUCCAGAUAUGGUGUACAUCGGAAGAUGAUCGCUCGCUCCUCCGGGCUCUACAGCUGGGCGUGUUGCCGAAGAUGAUCUCCCUAAACGUCCGUACCGAUGGGCAGAUCACCCGUAUUUUGGCUUUUAUCUUCAAACGCUCUAUCUUCUUCCCCGUCGCUCGCCUUCUCGGAGACAAGCAUCCUGUCCCAUUGUUCGGUUCGCGCGAAUGGAAAACAUGGUGGAUGGUGCCGAGCUGGAUUUUGAGUACAAUGGACGAUAUGCGCUUGCACAAGUGCUUGGUACGCACAUUAAUGUAUGUGGCAACCUCGAGUAUACUUGACGAGCAAGUUCGUUUGAAGAUUUGUCGUUGCUCCACCGUCGUAUAUUGCUCGCAAGCAUGCCAAAGAGUGCACUGGUCCGAGCAUAAACCAAAGUGCCGCGAAUUCUUCUUCAGGUUACUUCCUGGCUCAGCCUGGCUCCGACGCAUAGAGAUUCAGUUCGCUGCAAUCUUUACUAUCGAUUAUCUCCAGCGACAUGGCUCUGAUAUUAUGGCCGAGGUCGACGCCGAGAUUGCGGCACACGCCGAAUCUCCUGCUAAGCGAGUCUACUGGGUUCACUUUAACUAUCACCUAGGGAUACGGCCGAGCCACCAAGUUUUUGCUGUCCUGGAUCCGGGCGUCUCCGACAUAUCGCAGCCGGGUGUAGCGGUGAUGGCUACUCUGGGAAGCAUACGAGGUGGAUUGGCCAGUAUUUACAACGACCCCUACACAGUGGCAAGCUUUCGAGAAUUUUUACUAGGAUUACGCAGUCCGGAUGUUUAA